AUGUUGGCAUUUUAUGUCGACAUGUGCUACAAUGUGACACUCUUUGUUCUCAUUUGUGGCAUUGAUGCUAUAGUCCUGAUGAACCUGAGAACAGCAACGAAAAAAAUGAUGGUGGGCAACAGAACCGUAACGCAGGAACACUGUAAACAGCGACUCAGGAAAGAAAGCCGACUAUUCAUCCAGUCGUUUCUGUGUUCCUGUACGUAUUCGUUUAUGCUCGUAUCCUUCCAUGUGAUUGCUCGAUGGGUGCCUAAUGGAUUUAGUCUUUUCUUGUGUACUACGUUCAUCUGGGGAUUUUCUCAUGCCGCUGGAGGGUGA
Cooperia oncophora is the source of this 318-nucleotide messenger RNA. Lineage: Eukaryota; Metazoa; Nematoda; Chromadorea; Rhabditida; Trichostrongylidae. The record is from the annotation of a GenBank genome assembly.